CCAAGUCUCAAGCUGCAGUAACAUCACAGCACAUUCCAAGGCAGUCCGAGGCUGCCAACAUCUUAUUAGAACCACAUCUCGGGCCCGGGAGUAAGGCUGGGGCUAUACGGGGGAAAGACUCGACUGUAGGUUAUCCAAAAUCGUCAUCCGCUUUACCGGUUCUGACAAAGUACUAAGGAGUAGGUUAUGCAAGGUUCAAGUCCAGCUGGUUAACUUGUCGUGAUGGAAUGGCACUCUGUCCUGGGUGUUGUCCUCUCUCAACUUCCUGUGCCUGAUGCCGUCCCCCAGGAGGCUGUGGUUUCCGAUUGAGAGUAUGCUGUGUGCAAUUGGCUGCCACUUCUCACUGAACAUGUCCUGCUGACCAUGGUCCACUGCUGAGUGAAGCUGUGCUGAGCGCCCUGAAGAGUGGAAGCAGAGAGAGAGAGAGAGAAAGAGAGAGAGAGAGAGAGAGAGAGAGAGAGAGUUGCUUUUGAUUGCCCCAUCACGUGAGGCUGGCCUCCUGACAUGUCUGCAGAGGUGGAGAGCGGUGUGCCUCCGGUCGAGCAGGCACCCACCAAGACGCCCUCCAGGAGAGAGAAGAAGAAGGCUGCAGCCAGCCCGGAGAAAACGGAUGAGUUACUGUUAGCCAGGUUCAGAGGUGAUGGUGUUCGGUACAAAGCUAAGUUAAUUGGUGUGGAUGAUGUGCCUGAGGCCAGAGGGGACAAAAUGAGCCAAGAUUCCAUGAUGAAACUGAAGGGGAAGGCGGCUGCCGCACGCUCUCAGGGCAAACACAAGCAGAGAGUGUGGGUGAACAUCUCUCUCUCAGGAAUCACCAUUACGGACGAGAAGACAGGAGCAGUAGUGCUGGAACAUGCAGUGAAUAAAAUCUCCUUUAUCGCUCGUGACGUGACUGACAAUCGAGCAUUUGGCUAUGUUUGUGGUGCAGAGGGCCAGCACCAGUUCUUCGCCAUUAAAACUGCACAGCAGGCAGAGCCUCUUGUCAUUGACCUGAAAGAUCUCUUCCAGCUCAUCUUCAACAUGAAGAAAAAAGAAGGAGAAGGCUCAAAGAAGGAAGAAUUAAGUAAAGCGGUAGAGAAUGGCAGUGAAGCCUCACACACUGGUGAAAGAAAAGGUGUUGACCAGUUAGACUUGUUUGGAGACAUGUCAACUCCACCAGACUUACACUCUACCACGGAACCAGAAGACAUCCUCCUGCUGGAUCUGUCUACUGAGAUAGACAGCAAUCAGAACUGUGUGAAAGGCAACCCCUUCACCAGCCCAUCUGUCUCCUCUGCCCUCAGAGCCCAGUCCAGCCUCUCGCCUGAGAACCCUUUCUCCUCACAGCUCAGUUUCUUCCCCACCCCAAGUCAUGACCCCUUCAGCGAUGACCCCUUCUCCAAAAGCAAUAACCAAAUAGCGUGCGACGGUGGCCCCACCUCAGCCGGCCACGGCUCCACCCACGUUCCCAAUGGCGGUCCCAAGAAUGGUGACUCUGACUAUCUGGGCCAGCAGUUUGACCAGCUUUCCAACAGGACGGUGAUACAGGCACUCAGUAAUGGCCAGUGGCCACUAGAUGGCAGGGCAGCAGAGGCAGCUGCCUGGACUCAAAACGGCAUGCCAGCAAGGGAGCAGAAUGGCCAAGAUGGGAAAUCGACACCAAACCUGUUCCUGGAGGCCCUGGAGAGGACCCAACCUAUUCAGAAUGGAGCGAGGCACGAGAACGAAGGCAAACCUGAGCCGGCCCCCAGUCAAGCCAAGGACUCGGUCCUUAUAAGCCCACCUCCACUCAACACAAAAGCUGGCCGAGGAAGAAGGAUUGUGAAGUCUCCGACAAAUGAAAAGCAACCUGCAGAUCCAUUCACUUCAUCCAAACUGUCUGAGUCGCCCUCUCCUCCCCUGCCAGACAGCACCCCAGUCAACCCAGUCUAUUUUUUCAGCAAGAACCCCACCAGCUCUUCAGACACCUUCACAAGCCUUGGGGGGAUGUCUCUUGGACCCUCAUCUUCUUCCUCCGCUCUCGCUACAACUCCAUGGAGCCAGCCCCUUUCCUCCAUCUUCCCUGCUUCUAGCAGUGGCUCCCAGGCUUUCACGCCACCCCCAGCCUUCUCCACCUCACCAGUGUCCACCUGGGGAGGCACCCCUGGAGGUUUUGGGACCCCCACCACCCAACAGCUUCCAUCUUGGGGGCAAACCAACACCCCUGUCUCUAAUGGAUCCUGGACGCAGCAGUCCACGGUGGGGAACCCCUUCCACACAAGUGUCUUUCCUCCAACUUCAAGUAUGUUACCCGGGGAACAGCAGAGCUCCAGCCCUCCUCCACAGAUCCCACCUCGUACAGCAGCUGUCAAAGAGCCCCCCAAAGUGGACACAAAUGUCUUUGUGGACCUGGAUCCCUUAGGGGAGAGAGAGAUGAGAGAUAUCAAAGACAUGUUCAAAGAUUUCCAAAUGGCUAAACCACCUAAUGCUCUAGCUAAGCAUGAGCCACUAAAAGUAGGUGGACAAAACUUAUUUGAUAACCCUUUUGGAGCUGGUCUUUUUGGAGCGCCAACACCUGCAACAAGUACUCCUGCCAUCAAGGCAGUGGGAUCAGAUCCCUUCAGAGACCCAUUUGGAAACCCCUUUGCAUGACAGCCAUUCACAAUGAUGGAUCCAUAAAGUUCAGAGGUUUGCAUCGAGCCAUAUGAGUUCCCCGCAAUGUGCAACCCAUUCCGGUGCAGAUCUUCAUGCCCCACUGCCACUGCCAUCUAGUAGGUAGAGUUCCUGAGGUCCUGAACUCCAUUGAGCACUCCUCUUUCAAUGAGUCCCAGCUACUCCGAAACACCGUAAAGGAGCACAUGCCCAGAGCCUAAAGUCUGUGCCAUUCUUGACUCCAAUACUAUAAUAUGCCUAAAUAGUGUAAAUGUACAUUUAAGCUGUUGUGACUGACCAUGGAAGUUGCUUAAUAUUAUAUGGCACUAUAAUAGUGGUUUUAGCGGCCACUGGCAAAAAAGCACAAGUCAAUCAGAGGAAACAACUACGUUUUCAUUGCACAGGUUAAAAUAAUCGAAGAAGACCUUGUCUAUAAGUGACUGGGAAUACAAUAGCUUUGUAUAGGUCACUGUUCUGUUCUUUAUUGCAGUAUUAUUCUUUGUGUCUUUGGAGUUUUUUGUUUGUUUGUUUUUCUUUGCAAAUGCUAUGUCAGUUGCAUUUAUUAUACAUUGUACCUGAUUGGUCACAUGACAUUUAAUGACACUAAUUAGUGAUAGUGGAAUGAAAUGUUCUUGUACCUGUUGAACUAAAUUGGAGGAUUGUUUUCUUUUGUCUGUUUAUUUGUUUAUUUUCUUUUUUCUUUUCAUUAAACCACAUGAAAUAAGUCAGAAGUCAGUCAUAGACUUCUUUGUAGCCCAGUGGAGUAAAUCAAAAUUCCAAAUUCAAAUUGAUAUAAUACUUGCUUAUAUGUUUUGAUGAUGGGCAGAGGAUAAACAAACUAUGUCACUCCUAUGGAGAUGAUCGGAUAAAUGGGCAGGCUGUGUUUGGCACUCUGCUCCAUACUGGUAAAACAUAGGCAUGUAAGCACACACACAUACAUACGCAUGUACGCAUGCGUGUACACACACAUGCACACACACAAUUCAUCUCAGCAAGCCUGUCUUUGCUGUUCUUUUCUUUGAGCUUCAUUGCUCUGUUCCGGUUGGGCAGGGCAUACUAUACUUAAUACUUACAUAUUAUACAUACUUAGUACAUACCACUAAGUACUAAGUUACUAGCUAUAUAUAUAAGUAUUAUCUAGCCUCUCUUUAAAUUUUUUGUUUGUUUGUUUUGAUGUAUUUUUGUUCUAAUAUGUUCCUUUGUCUUGCAUGGACACUGACAAGCCCAAAUCAUUCAGGUAGUACUUGACAUAAGAACUGUGAUGACAUCUUGGUGCCAUUUGGCUGCCCUUGUAUUUAGAGAUAAAGGUUGGACUCAAAGUCAAACUAACCCUUUUUUCAUCAUGUUACAUUGUCUGAGAGACAUAUCAAGCAGAUAAAAUGCAGGAGAAAUGUUCUCAGCACUGUGAGGUAUAAUAAUUGAAACUUUAAUAAACUGACUUGCUUUCACCUCAACAACUUUAAGGCUCAAAGGAAGAAUGAAAGAAUAUCUCUGUGUACUGUACAGGAAGUUCAAGCAAAUCAUGUGAUAAUGAGCUAUGUGUGUUUGGAAUGUGUGUACUGUAUUUCUGUGUACAUAUAUAAAUAUAUCUACUCUAUUGUCCACUACGCCAUUUAUCUUGGAUGUUGUAUAACUGAAGUCCAUUGAAAUUGUAGUGAAAUUGCAAUAAACUGGAAUUAUAGUUAGUGGCAUGGGCUUUUAAAAGUGUCCUAUUUAUCUAUAACAUUUCAUAUUUGAGUAUCUGUCAUCUAGGUAUGCAUCAGACAUGAUUUGGCUCUUUGAUGAAAGGGUCAGUGGCACAUUUUGAUAUUUUGCAUAGACACUCCUAUUUUUUGCUGUUAUUCACACUUUAUCGAGAAGCCUAUGGUAUGGGAAUGAAUGCUCGUUUUAUUAUGUCCUGAAAACCAGGAGGAGAUGCACCACUAUCCUAUCGAAUAAAAUGUCAGAUACGUUUACUGAA
Messenger RNA from Electrophorus electricus (electric eel), 4567 nucleotides. RefSeq names its product disabled homolog 2. Lineage: Eukaryota; Metazoa; Chordata; Actinopteri; Gymnotiformes; Gymnotidae. Gene Ontology annotation, cellular component: clathrin-coated pit; cytoplasm; intracellular membrane-bounded organelle. The record is from RefSeq and is a predicted model, not a curated record. Gene Ontology annotation, biological process: receptor-mediated endocytosis; negative regulation of canonical Wnt signaling pathway; positive regulation of epithelial to mesenchymal transition. Gene Ontology annotation, molecular function: clathrin-cargo adaptor activity; cargo receptor activity.